ACCUCGAACAGAGAACAUUGAAUAACAAGCGGAAGCGAAAAGCGCAUAGCCAGAAAAGUUCGUCAAAAGCGACAAGUUUUCAUUGUACGUUUUCCCGCCAAAUGAGUCAGAAAAUUUUCACAAGUGCUCGAUACGAAAAAUAAAGACUUGAAAAAACUCAAAAGUGCAAGCAGUGAAUAUAAUAAAAUAUUCUGAGAUUUUUAUAAAAAAAGACUAAAAAUAUAUACGAAAGUUAUAUAUUUUUUUAAGCAAUACAAAAAUAUAAAUAUUAUACGUGUAUAAAAAAACAAAUCGCAAUGGCCAUUGCCUACUUCAUACCCGACCAGGCCCAAUUGUUGGCCCGAAGCUACCAGCAAAAUGGACAGCAGGCAGCCACGAGUCCGAGGUCAUCUGCAACACCUGCUGCAACUCCGCCGCAACCGCAACAGGCGCAGCAGCAGCAUCGGCAGCAGCAGCAGCAGCAACAACAUCGCCCACAAUUUCGUGCCAACAUCUCCGUGCCGCUGGGAAGUCAACAGGGAUCGAUGUCCAUGUCGGAGUUUGGAUGCUGGGAUCUCCUCGCCCAGAUCUUCUGCUACGCGCUGAGAAUCUACAGCUACAACUCCAGCCACCGACGACCCACAGUCAUCCAAAUAUCCUUCGAGAUCAGCAGCGGAAGUCAGGAUAACGAGGAAGAUGAUGUCACAGAUGCAACGUCGAAGGAGAAUUAAAUUUGGUUUACGUUUUUCAUCCGGGUGGAGAGAAAAUCUUUUCGAUUUUCUGGGAAAGGCAGGCUCAAUCAAAGCGCAUUGUGAUUUCUUUUUUGGGAACGAGGAACGAGUUUUGUAAUAAAAUGGGAUAUUUCCACAUCAAAAUAAGAAGAAUAUUUUUUAAACUAUUUUUGGAAGAGAGAGAAAAAAAUUCAAAAUUUGUCAUCGAUUUGCUUAAAGUGAUAUUGAUUGUUUGUUACUUUUAUAAGGUGUCAAAUUUUUCGAAUUCAGUUUGAGAAAAAUGUUUAAUUUUGCAAGCAAAGGUUUCCCGGUUGGUUCAAACACCUAUAAUUUUAGUUUAUUUUGAGAGCAGCAAGCAGAUACUUCAGAUGUGUAUACUUAUCGUAAACCUAAUUAGUGUCUAUACAUAUGGGUAAAACCACAAGUAUCGUAUUCAACAAAGAACUAAUUGUCAAAUUUUUGCAUUUUAACUACUUACAUAUAUAAAACCUAACAAAGUCAGAUAUAGAACACAGAACCAACAAAGAUGCAACAGCAGCAACAAGAACAACAAAAGACAACAACUCAAUUGUACAAAAUAGAUAUUAAGCAAACAGCUAAUUUUAUAUGUUUACAAAAAAUAAAGAAAGCAAAACUGCAAAAUAUCUACAAUCCAGCUACAAAAAAAUAUAAAACUAAAAAACCGCCGAGCAGUAAAAAAAUUGUAAACCAAAAUAAAACAAGCAACAAACUUAAGCAAUUUUGAUACGAAUAAUCAAGAACAACAAAAUCGAAAUGUAUUUUACCAUUAUUAUUGAUUUUAGCAAAAUUAAAAAAAUAUAUAUUUUCCUUUUGGCAUUGCAAAUUAAACGAAAAAAAAUAUUUAAAUUAAUCGAAUGUAAAAAAUUAGAGUUUGUAAGCAAUUAACAUUUUUAUAAAAUACAAGCAAAA
Molecule: messenger RNA, 1640 nt
Organism: Drosophila ficusphila
Lineage: Eukaryota; Metazoa; Arthropoda; Insecta; Diptera; Drosophilidae
Gene: grim
Product: cell death protein Grim
Exons: 1
Coding region: 297-710 (137 amino acids)
Source: RefSeq, a predicted model, not a curated record